Molecule: messenger RNA, 1564 nt
Organism: Xenia sp. Carnegie-2017
Lineage: Eukaryota; Metazoa; Cnidaria; Anthozoa; Malacalcyonacea; Xeniidae
Product: ubiquitin-like-conjugating enzyme ATG3
Exons: 12
Coding region: 329-1282 (317 amino acids)
Biological process (GO): autophagosome assembly; nucleophagy; autophagy of mitochondrion
Cellular component (GO): cytosol; cytoplasmic ubiquitin ligase complex
Molecular function (GO): Atg8-family ligase activity
Source: RefSeq, a predicted model, not a curated record
GCUGUAGCUAAAAUUUUCUUGCACCCUGCCCAGCUCGUCGUUAUUAUGAGAACAAAUACUCAUAAACUUGCAUUUUGCAUUAAUAGUUUUCUUUAAAUUAAUUGUUUUACUGUUGGUCAACACGAACAUAUAAAUGAUUUGUCUGUUGUUCAUUUAAAUGUUGGACAGAAGGUGCUGCAGGCUCAUUGUAACAUGACAUAAUCUACAUUUAUAUUUAUGCCAUUUGCUUGGUCGGCAAAUUUUGUCCAUCACUUUCAAAGUGUUUGUUUCAUUUUUAAUUCGUAUUUUUAAUUGUUUACUUUUGAAACAGAUAAAAUCACUGAGCACUAUGGCUAUGCAAGACAUGAUAAAUAAAAUGAAGGGUACAGCGUUAGGAGUUGCUGAAUAUCUUACUCCAGUUCUCAAGGAAUCCAAAUUUCAAGAAACAGGUGUACUUACACCGGACGAGUUUGUGGCAGCAGGAGACCACCUUGUUCAUCACUGUCCAACAUGGCGUUGGUCUUCUGGAGAAGAAUCAAAAGUGAAGGGAUAUUUACCCAAGGAAAAGCAAUUCCUUGUUACAAACAAUGUACCAUGUUACAAACGAUGUAAGCAGAUGGAGUAUGUAGAUGAAAAUGAAACAAUUGUUGAGCCUGAGGAUGAAGAUGGUGGAUGGGUCAGCACGCACAAUACAGAUAUUUCAUCGAAUCAACAUUCAAACACGACGCAAGACGAGAAAUCCGCUGAAAUUGAACUUGAUUCAGAUAAAAAUGUGAAGGUUGUUGUUGGAGACGAUGAUGAUGACGAUGACGAUGACGAAGAAGCUGAGGAUAUGGAAGAAUAUGAAGAAAGUGAAGAUCUGGAAACUGAUGAGGCGACUUUAGAAGUUAAAAAAAUAUCUCCUAAAGCUGAAGUGGAUGUAAGUCAUUCAAAUGAUGGAAUUCUUCAAACGAGAACUUAUGAUAUGUAUGUGACGUAUGACAAAUAUUACCAAACACCAAGAUUAUGGCUCUUUGGAUAUGAUGAGAUUCGCAAACCUCUUUCAGUUGAAGAAAUGUACGAAGACAUGAGUCAGGAUCAUGCAAAGAGAACUGUUACAAUAGAGUCCCAUCCUCAUUUACCCACCACUAUGCCUUCAGUCCAUCCUUGCAGGCAUGCUGACGUAAUGAAGAAAAUUAUUGAAACUGUUGCUGAAGGUGGCGGAGAGCUUGGUGUUCACAUGUAUCUUUUGAUAUUCUUGAAGUUUGUACAGGCUGUAAUUCCAACUAUUGAGUACGAUUACACGCGUCAUUUUGCAAUCUAGAAAUAUUUGAAUUAAGACAAAGCAAACUACUGUGAUUGAUGUUAUGGUGAUUGGAUGGUUUAGUUUAAUAGAUCGACGACCGACUGACAUUCAUUACGUUAUCUAUUUUUCAUGAUAUGCAUACAAAACAAUCAACAAAUUCUUUGUAAUAUAUAAUAGUGUAUUUGUUGUUAGUCCAGAAAUUUUGCUCGUAAACUCAUACUUAAUAAAUAAGCUUAAAACUUUUCAACCUGUAAGUUAUGGUUAUUUUUUGCGAGACAUGAAUAAUAUUGUAGAUGUAAA